This is a messenger RNA of Fusarium falciforme, 513 nucleotides long. RefSeq lists its product as hypothetical. Bases 1 to 513 code for a protein of 170 amino acids. NCBI's taxonomy places the organism in Eukaryota, Fungi, Ascomycota, Sordariomycetes, Hypocreales, Nectriaceae. The transcript is spliced from 2 exons. The record is from RefSeq and is a predicted model, not a curated record.
AUGAAGUACACGGCCGCUCUCUUUGCCCUCCCUCUGGCAUCUGCCUUUGGACUCUCACCUCGUCACGAAGGCCAUGAUCACGACAGCAGCAGCGAACAUAGCAAUGACACCAGCGGAACUGGCCAUGACCACUCCAUGGCUCACGGACAGUUUAACUUUACCCCCUCCGGUAUUCCCUGGCCUACCUGCGCCCGGACCUGCUGCAACGCCAACUUCCAAUACUUCUCCAAGCCCGUGAACCACCCCCUGUGCGGCGCGUACGCUGUUGUUGCAGAGAUCGAGUGUCCUCAGGCGGAGGACUACGAGGUCGACAUUGACAAGGAUGCCGUCGUCUCGGCUCUGAAGAAGGAGGGAGGAAACCCGCAGUCUUGCAGUGGCGUCAACAACGAGACGAUUGAGUGCCAGAACGAAACUACUGAAGGUCGGGGGGCUUUGGCGUAUGGACAGGGCGAUUUGUUGAUCCCUACCUUUACGGUUGCUGGCCUGGCUAUUUUGCUGAGCCUUGGUCUCUAG